This is a messenger RNA of Dermacentor andersoni, 2543 nucleotides long. The record is from RefSeq and is a predicted model, not a curated record. Lineage: Eukaryota; Metazoa; Arthropoda; Arachnida; Ixodida; Ixodidae.
AGUAGGCCAUCGUAAGAAGCGGAAUGGUGUCACCGAUCCAGACGACGAGCUCACAUAAACGGGGCGCCUCGUUAUGCAACGUUUCGCUCGUGAAGCUCGCAAGCAAAAGCGGUUUCAAAAAUGAUGCCUUCGCGCCUUUCUCGGGUCAGCGCUGCGUGUGCUGCGGAGGGGCCUCCGUAAGGCAUCGAUGCAGCUGCCGCCAUCUUCCGGGACAUGAACGCGACGGCUGUUGCCACGGCGACGCGCGUAUAUGUGUUUGCGUGCGGCUCUCCGCCGCUCACUGCUUUCGAGGAAGCGGCGUCAGAGGUGGAUGGACAUGAGCAGCAACGCGUCAGCGUCGAGUGGCGGCGGAAGCAACGGCGGCGCCUGGCUGCGCGCCCACCACGACCCGUACGCGUCGCUGUACGCCCUUCCGGGAGGCGUGUGCACGGCCGACGUGCUGGCCGACGGCGACCAGCGGCUUCUGGUGGCCGACCUGCGCAACGGAGGACGCCUGCGCCUUUUCCGCGGGGGACGCCAGCAGCAGCAAGGCGAGCAGGCCCUAGCCGCGCUGCCAUGCGGACUGGCUGCCUUUCGAACGGAGUCCGCCCCACCGGGGCAGCCUCCGUCCGUUGCCGUGGCAGCGGGUUCCUGCCUGUACGUGUACCGCAACCUGCGGCCCUUCUACAAGUUCAGCCUGCCCCACACGGCCGCGGACGAGGAAGAAAAGGAGGCCUGGUCUAAGCACCAGGAUCCGGCCGAUCCGGACGCCCUCAGGGACGCCCUCGAGGCUCUGCGAUCCCAAGGAGGGAUGGGAAGAUUGACGGCACGCUCUCAGAGGUUCCUGCUAUUGGAGCCGGAUGAGACAAAGGCGUUCAUCGAGGCCAACAGGGAAUUCCCGCUCAAGCGGCAUACGCAGAGAACAAGCCCCAGACGACGAAAUUUUUUCUUAAGUGUUUACACGCACCAAUUAGCUUAUCAACAAAUAGCUAGUAAUAAGCUCUAUAUGGCGAAGCGUUUCCGCGACGGAAAGUCACGCGCAGUUCGGGGCGCACAGCGAAGGCGCGCGAUGGCUUCAUGGCAGGUGACCGCCCUGGGCGUGCUCAAGAAGAGCCUGGCGGACGAGGACGCCGCCAGCUGCCUGCUGCUCGCCACCGAGGACGGACGCCUGUUCGUGCUCGAGCCGGACGCCUUCACGCUGCUCGCCGCCGUGCAGGCAAGCACCGGCUUCUAUGCAAUCAAUCAAUCGAUCAAUCAAUCAAUCAAUCAAUCAAUCAAUCAAUCAAUCAAUCAAUCAAUCAAUCAAUCAAUCAAUCAAUCAAUCAAUCAAUCAAUCAAUCGUUUAUUUAACGUGCCCAGCUUUUCGAAUUUCGAAAAUCGUCGUCAGCGUACUCCCUCGCACACGCGUGCGUGGCUCUGCCCGCUGCAGGUUCCGGGCGCCGUGUGCUGCCUGGACGCGCAGGGCGCCUUCGACGUGGACUUCCACGUGGCGCUGGCCACUCGCGACGACCGGCUGCACCUCGUCAAGCGGGGCCACAAGGCGUCGCGCGUCCUCGCCCAGCCCGGGGCGUCCGCCGUGGGGCUCUGCCACCUGGAGCCCGGACAGCUGGUGGCCGCGUGCGCCGACCGGCGCCUGCGCGCUUACUCCGUCAAGGGCCAGUGCCUGUGGAGCGUGCCGCUGGGAGCCCAGCCGCUGGCGGUGGCAGCGGUGUGCCGGCCGGGCGUGUGCCAGGCAGCGGCCGUGGCGCUCUCGGACCGCCGCGUGGUGCUGCACGGCGCGGCCGACGGGGCGCCGACGCACGUGCUCCACACGAGGGACGCCGUGUCCGCCGUCCACUUCGGCCGCCUCGGGAGGGAGGACAACGCCCUGGCCAUGGUUGGCACCGGAGGCAGCCUGACGGUGCUGAUCCUGCGGCGCAACGCCCAGCUGCUGCAGUCGCCGUCCUCGACCCGCGAGGCGCCCGGAGGUGGCGCGCUGGGCGCUCCCCGCUGGAGCCUUCCCAAGAAGACCAAGCUGUUCGUGGACCAGACGAUGCGCGAGAGGGAGCACUCUGUCGCCAUGCACCGGGGCUUCCUGCGCGACCUGCAGCGCCUGCGGCUGACGGCAGCGCGCCACUACCACCGCGCCGUGCUGGGAGGUGCGGCGCCCGCACGAGCCGCCGACGGCACCGGAGAAACGGGCCCCGCGCUCGUCGAGCUGUCGGCGCAGGUGCAGGGCCUGGGACCCCGACUUGCCGUCCACGUGCGUCUGCAGUCGUCGCGGCCGCUCAGCCGGCUCACCAUGGUCGUGCACGGAGACGACCAGUACCGACUGCACAAGCCCGUCAUGCAGGUGGCAUACCUGGUUCCAGGCCUUGCUUACCGCUACACCGCAAUCGUCACGGCGGAUUCCGGCGUGCCCGGAGUGCUCAAGGUGGUCGUGGCUAGGCAGACGAAGGUCCUGGCGACAGCUCUGGUGCAGAUGCCUGCUCUGGAUAUGCCUUAGCUGUGCUCACUCGAUCGCAACAAGAAAGAGGACUGGACGCAGCUGUUAAUAUUUUUUUAAAUACAUGCAAUUGUUCAGA